Cyphellophora europaea CBS 101466 is the source of this 879-nucleotide messenger RNA. RefSeq lists its product as uncharacterized. The transcript is spliced from 4 exons. NCBI's taxonomy places the organism in Eukaryota, Fungi, Ascomycota, Eurotiomycetes, Chaetothyriales, Cyphellophoraceae. The record is from RefSeq and is a predicted model, not a curated record. Gene Ontology annotation, molecular function: oxidoreductase activity, acting on the CH-OH group of donors, NAD or NADP as acceptor. The coding region runs from base 1 to 879 and encodes 292 amino acids.
AUGGCUCAACGCGCCCAGCAGAUUGCUGGCCACCUCAACUGGCCAAAGGGUAUGCUGGCUGGCCAGACCGCUAUCAUCACCGGAUCCGGCCAAGGCAUCGGCGCCGAAGCCGCGCGCCUCUUCGCCAACGAAGGCUGCAAAGUCGUAGUCUGCGACGUCGACUCCAAGAAGGCCGAGGGCGUCGCCGAGGCCAUCAACGCCGCCACGCCCGGACGCGCCAUCUCCGUGCCCGGCGACGUCACCGACCCCAAUUACAUCAACGUGCUGGUCAAGAAGGCGGCUGAGUUCGGCGGCAACAAGAUCCACUACAUUGUCAACAACGCCGGGUAUACGUGGGACGGCGUGAUCCACAAGAUCACCGACAAGCAGUGGGACACCAUCCUGGGCGUGCACAACACGGCGCCCUUCCGCCUGAUUCGUGCCGCUGCCCCGUGGUUCCGCGUCAAGGAUGGGGAGCCGCGCGCCAUUGUCAACGUCAGCAGCACGAGCGGCACGCACGGCAAUGCCGGGCAGGCGAACUACAGUCUGGCGAAGGCGGGUGUGGUGGGGCUGAGCAAGACGGUCGCGAAGGAGUGGGGUCCCCAGUUUGGCGUGCGCUGCAACACGGUCGCGUUUGGGCAUAUCGAUACCAGGUUGACGAGGGCGAAGGAGGCCGGCGCUUAUAUUACCACACCCGAGGGCCAGAGGGUUGCACUCGGCAUCCCGACCGCGCAGAUUGCGACUCGCAAGGGAGGCGAUGAGCAGCCUUACAAGGAUAUUCCGCUGGGUCGGCCGGGAAGCGCGACGGAGGCUGCCAGCUCGAUCCUGGCGCUGUGUAGCCCGUUGUUCUCCUAUGUCAGUGGGCAGACGUUGGAGGUCACGGGUGGCCGAGGAAUGUGA